Messenger RNA from Aspergillus tanneri, 1680 nucleotides. RefSeq lists its product as uncharacterized. NCBI's taxonomy places the organism in Eukaryota, Fungi, Ascomycota, Eurotiomycetes, Eurotiales, Aspergillaceae. The transcript has a single exon. Bases 1 to 1680 code for a protein of 559 amino acids. The record is from RefSeq and is a predicted model, not a curated record.
AUGUCCGGUGUCGGUAUCAGUCCCAGUAGGAGUGGUUCGGCGAAGAGUCGUCUGAGGUCCCGUGACCAGGCCGAUCCAUGCAUCGACACAGCUCUUCCCCCAAUGAGUUCUAAACAGUUCACCGCUGUGAGCUCACGUCGUCUCCUUCGCGGCUCCGAAUCAUCGGUCGUUUUGGGAAGCGUCCGCGGGAACCAGCAGGCUGCCGCUGCACUGGGUGGUGCUCCUAUGCCCGGCAUGACCCGCGGGCCUAACGUACAUCGACGGACUGGAAGCACAUUGAAGACGGUCAUGAAGAAGAUCUUCAACCGCAAGCGAGGCAGCCAACUAGAUGACUUUGAUUCCGAUGUCCGGCUCAACGGUUCCAACACGUCGCGGCCGGAUCGAGGGGACGGGAUCCCCUCAUACUCAUUGUCCAGUUCACUGAGUUCGAAGCGAACCUAUGCCGUCCAGAAAGAGACGGAGGCUCCACUAACGCUGAACGAUGCUCUGGAAAAGUUGGAAAUCCAAGUCCCGCGACAACGUCGAGCUACACUACCUAGUUUGAUCUUCUCCGAUGACGAGUCCCGCGGCGCGCUCGGCGAAGUGGUCCCUUCGGGCCGAGCAGCAGGCGGUAGUCGCAAAAGCUCCCUACAUCUGCAUCCAAAUUCCGAUCAGGAGAACCGACGACGAAGACGACGGUCUCGAAGUGCCGGAGCGCUGCGGGGGAUGGCCAAGGACCAUCGCAUGUCGCCGAUCCAGUGGAGGAGACGAAGUAUAGAAUCCUACGUCGGAUCGACCGCUUACACCGUCGCCUCGGACAAUGAGCUAUCCCUGCGACCCCCGACAAGGGCGACUGUCACCAGUCUCCCGGAACCGUCCACCGAACCGUCCAUGUACGAGGUGCACCAGGUCGAGGCCGAGGCCGAAGCCGAAGCCGAAGCCGAGAGCAUUGCCCCGAACGUGGGGAAUCUCGUGAACACCAUGCAACAUGACGAGAAUAUCUCCCUGGGCCAACGACUGACCACAUUAGAGGUGAAGCUGAUCGAUUUGGAGUUUGCCAUUGCUCGCAUACAAGGCGGACGGAGCGACACCUCGCCAGUCGAGACGCCACCGUCAAAGAAAGCCGAUUCCGCAACGAGUCGACGACACAAUCGCGGGAAAUCCACGGCUCGCUCAUCCCCUGAUCCUUAUCAAUCGUCCGAACGUCCAGCGAGCACCGGCACGAUCCGCCCCGGCACCACCGGUAGCACUAGCGGUGGCAUGCAACGAUCGACAACCCUCCAACAACCAUCUUCCACAUCCCUCAGCGACACCACCUCGAUAUCCGUCGAACAAUACAGCGCCCUCGUUACGCUCCUGCGACGGGAACAAACCGCCCGUCGUAACCUUGAAGCGGAGGUCUCCGGUCUACGAGAAGACAUCCAACAGCUACAGCGCAUGGCUCGCAACUCGGUAGGCAUCGGAACCAUGUAUCCCAUCCGGAGCGCGGAUUCCCAGGAAUUCCUGCGCGUGCGUCAGGGCCGGUCAACGACAUCUUCCUCACACACGGAGGAUAACCCGGGGUCCGGAUCUGGGUCUCUGUCUCCGUCUCCGUAUGAAAGUGAUUCUGAAUGUGAUCGACCCGCGUUGCCUGCCAAGGAUGAUUUCUAUAAACCGAGAUGGCAAGCGACUCGACGGAUGGAAGUUGCGGGGAUGAUUUAG